AUUUUAACUUUAACUCGGGAGGUCGUCCGUGAAAACAGUAGACACCCGUUCCUAGCCGUGCGACACCCGAUACGUGUCCACGCAUCAACCAACAUGAAGCGAGUACAAAACCUCGCGGAGAUUUGCAGGCGAUCACGGAUUUUAUCUGAUGGAAACCUUUCCAGGCUGUCUGUGUCGCCUGUGAUGUCGCUGGUGAGACACUUGAGCACCGGACGUGUGGAUGUCAGUGGUAUCUAUCCCCCCAUAGCUACACCAUUCAAUAAGGAUGAAAGUAUUGCUUUUGACAAACUGACGGAAAAUAUGCAGAAGUGGAACAAGAUACCAUUCGGAGGUUAUGUUGUACAGGGAUCCAAUGGUGAAUAUGUGUACCAAACAGCAGAGGAAAGGGUCAAGGUCGUAGAACAUGUCGCCAAGACAGCGACCUCUGAUAAGGUCAUAAUGGCAGGCUCUGGAUGUGAAUCAACCAGAGAUACCAUAGAGAUGACCAAUCAGAUGGCAGAUGUUGGGGCACAUGCUGCCUUGGUUGUCACACCCAGUUAUUACAAGAAUGGCAUGCACAACAGAGCACUUAUCAAUCAUUUCACAAAGGUGGCUGAUGCCAGUAAGAUACCCAUACUAUUGUAUAGUGUCCCUGGCAACACAGCAAUUGACCUUGACCCAGAGGUCAUUAUAGCACUGUCCUCUCACCCCAACAUCAUUGGACUGAAAGACAGCGGAGGAGAUAUAGCGAAGCUUGCCAAUUUGGUGUACAAGACUAAGGGCAACGACUUCCAGAUAAUGGCUGGAUCAGCUGGAUUCUUACUGCCAUCCUAUCUUGUAGGUUGUGUGGGAGGGGUGUGUGGGGUGGCCAAUAUGCUGGGACAAGAACUCUGUGAUUUAGAGAAGCUGUACAAACAAGGACAGAUGGAUGGGGCUGUUAAGCUACAGCAGAGAAUCGUAGCUCCUAAUGCCUGUGUAACCAAGAGGUUUGGCGUCCCAGGUCUUAAGGUUGCUAUGGAGUGGUUUGGUUACUAUGGAGGCCCAGCAAGAUCGCCAUUACAACCAAUCACAUCAGAGCAGAAAGAAGUAAUGAGGACUGUUUUCAAAUCCUCAGGGUUUCUCUCUUGAGAGAAAGGAAUUCUAAGUACCAGCCUGUGACAUCAUAAGAAGAUCAGGAUGAUAUUUAUGUGUAUAGAAUUUUUAUAUUUUAUAUGCGUUUUAUUUAGAUUCUGUUACACUUAGGAACACAGAUAUGUAUGAUUGUAUAAAUCUUCAGGGAAAAUGUGAAAAAUAAAUAGAUAUAAUACUAUA
This is a messenger RNA of Ostrea edulis (European flat oyster), 1290 nucleotides long. RefSeq names its product 4-hydroxy-2-oxoglutarate aldolase, mitochondrial-like. Gene Ontology annotation, molecular function: N-acetylneuraminate lyase activity; 4-hydroxy-tetrahydrodipicolinate synthase activity. Lineage: Eukaryota; Metazoa; Mollusca; Bivalvia; Ostreida; Ostreidae. Bases 94 to 1107 code for a protein of 337 amino acids. Gene Ontology annotation, biological process: N-acetylneuraminate catabolic process. The record is from RefSeq and is a predicted model, not a curated record. The transcript is spliced from 7 exons.